AUGGAGCUCUUUGCGGAUACAGUUCCUAAAACCGCUGAGAACUUCCGUGCUCUUUGCACUGGCGAGAAGGGCAAAGGGCGUUCUGGGAAGCCGCUCCAUUACAAGGGGAGCGCGUUUCACCGAGUGAUCCCAGACUUCAUGUGUCAGGGGGGCGACUUUACCCGUGGCAACGGCACUGGCGGCGAGUCUAUCUAUGGUGAAAAGUUCCGCGACGAGAACUUCAAGCACAAGCACACAGGACCCGGAAUCCUGUCAAUGGCCAAUGCUGGGCCAAACACCAAUGGCUCUCAGUUCUUCCUGUGCACUACCGCCACCCCACACCUGAACGGAAAGCACGUAGUCUUUGGCAAGGUGGUGGAGGGGAUGGAUGUUGCGCGGAGCUCAGGUUUGAAAGUGACCUGA
This is a messenger RNA of Symbiodinium pilosum, 402 nucleotides long. The record is from the annotation of a GenBank genome assembly. NCBI's taxonomy places the organism in Eukaryota, Dinophyceae, Suessiales, Symbiodiniaceae.